AUGUGGGUUUUUGCUGUGAUUAUCCUCUCGGUGUGUGAAACAUGGAGUCUGGACACAGUUGACAGAAAUGCUACUUUUAAUCUGGGGAGUGAUGUUAACCUGACAUGCAGCAAUAAUGUACCCUGGAGUGAAGUUCUAUAUGUAGUCUGGGAAAUUCACUUGAAAUACAAAGAUUGCAGAAUCGCCCAGGUCAAUGAUGGUACGAGUGAAAACUCCUGCUUCGAUGGCAAGUCUCUCCAAAACACAUCCAGAGCUCAGUCGUACCUACAUAUCCCAAAUUUCUCAAAUGAUGAUGUGGGGGUCUACAAGUGUGAGAUGGCUUACACAGGAGGAGCUGAAGCCUAUAUUAUCAAUGUGGCUAUCACAGUUCCUCCCAGUACAUCAGCCUGGUUGGAGUGGAAGGACAAUAAGAUGGUGGCUGUAUGCAAAGCUCAAGGAGAACAACCUGCAGCCAACAUCAGCUGGAGCCACACAGGAAUACCAAUAUCUUUUACAACCUGGCCUGGCUCAGAUGGACUAAUCACAGUGGAAAGUCGCAUGGAACUCCCUGAGAACAUGGAUACAAAAAACCUGAACUGCACAAUCACACACCCAUACUGGGAAAGGAUCACUCUGGUAACAAAACCCAUAGAAGGUCAGCUCAGAGAAGAUGUUUCACCUAUGUUUUAA
This is a messenger RNA of Scomber japonicus (chub mackerel), 669 nucleotides long. Its product is annotated as cell surface glycoprotein CD200 receptor 1-B-like. The transcript has 3 exons. Gene Ontology annotation, biological process: regulation of neuroinflammatory response. Gene Ontology annotation, molecular function: signaling receptor activity. Lineage: Eukaryota; Metazoa; Chordata; Actinopteri; Scombriformes; Scombridae. The coding region runs from base 1 to 669 and encodes 222 amino acids. The record is from RefSeq and is a predicted model, not a curated record.